Molecule: messenger RNA, 465 nt
Organism: Lactuca saligna
Lineage: Eukaryota; Viridiplantae; Streptophyta; Magnoliopsida; Asterales; Asteraceae
Source: the annotation of a GenBank genome assembly
AUGUCCAUUGUUGUUUCAAAAAGCACCACCAAGCUUAGUACGAUUGAGUCUUACACCAUUCUUAGAGCAGAUAUUUAUAAGCAAGUGGUUCGUAUGUUUUCAAUCGCUACAUUGGGAAUCCUCCGUGCAAGGUCAGUGGCACCCUUUGCUUUUUGUUUAAAGAAUCGUAUUGGACAUUCCCUUGCCAGUUUGCAGAUUCCGGAUAUCAUUUUGAAACUCCAAGGUGGGAAGAUAUGGAUAAUAUCCUCAAGUAAUUCCAUGCAACAAGUAGGGAAAGAUGUGGCUUGUCUUGCAAUUAUUAAUGGUGGUGCGACAAGUGAACAUGGGAUUGUGAUCGGGACGUUUCAAAUGGAAAAUUACUUUCUGUUCUUUGAUCUAGUCAACUCAAGUUUAGGGUUCAGUUCUUCUUUAUUAAGCAAAAAGACUUCUUGUGCAAACUUCAACUUUACCACACAUAGCCUUUGA